AUGGCUUCCUUUAAUCUCCUUCCUCCUCUAACUCAUCUCCCUCUGCUGGCCACUUUAUUUGUUACAGUUUUUUCCUUUCAGACUUCCAUCAAAGCAUCUUAUGUAGUCCAUUUUAAAUGCUCUGCGAAAAUCAACACAUGUAAUGCCUUACUCUACCACAUAAACCAAGGUCUUGACAUAGAAGACAUAGCCUCUCUUUACUCUGUUAAUUCAUCCCAAAUCCAACCAAUAACAAGGGGGGCCAAUCAAGACUAUCUCAUAACUGUCCCUUGUUCUUGUAAAGCCGUCACAAACCUUAGGGGAUAUUUCUUUGACACAACAUACACAGUGCAGCAAGAUGAGACAUAUAUGAAUAUCUCAAACUUCUAUUACAGCGGACAAGCCUGGUCUCCUACUGAUAAUCUGACCACAGGUGAAAACUUAACAAUACAUCUUCCCUGUGGAUGUACAGAAAGUGAUUCUCAAAUCAUUGUGACAUAUACGGUCCAGCAGAAUGAUACAACAGCAGAAAUCGCCAAUUUGCUAUCAGCUACGCUUACUGGCAUUCAGAACAUGAAUGGAGUUUUAGCUAAUAGGCCUUCAUUCAUAGAUGUGGGUUGGGUGUUAUAUGUUCCUAAGGAGCUCAAUGGGAUUCCAUCUUCAAAAGGAAGUGGAAAGAAACGAAAGCGUUCCAUUAUCAUUGGUGUCUUGGCGGGUGUGGCAUUACUUUCUGCUAUCACAAUAACCAUUCUCAUUCGAUGGAGAAAAAGAGCCACUGAAACCAGCAAUGAAGAUGCAAAAGCUGUAUCGAAAAGAUCAACUUCAAAAGCAUUUUCUAAACGAUCGAUUUCCAAUAGAACUCUUUCCUUAAAGAACCAUCAGUUUCAUAUAGAAACUAUAGAAGAAGUAACAUCAAUUGACUCAGAAAGACCAGUAACAUUUUAUCUUGAGGAGAUUGAGGAGGCCAUAAACAAAGAAGGUAAAAUAAUAGGAAAGGGCGGAUAUGGGACUGUGUAUUUUGGAAUUUUAGGAGAUAAGGAGGUUGCUAUAAAAGAGAUGAGGUCUAGUAAAUCCAAAGAGUUCUAUGCAGAACUGAAGGUCUUAUGCAGGAUCCAUCAUAUCAACAUUGUGGAGCUAUUGGGAUAUGCCAGUGGAGAAGAUAACCUCUAUUUAGUGUAUGAGUAUGUUUCAAAAGGAUCUCUCAGUGACCAUCUUCACGAUCCAUUUCUAAAAGGUCAUGAACCUCUUUCAUGGACUGUUAGAGCACAGAUUGCUCUGGAUGCUGCAAAAGGUCUUGAGUACAUACAUGAUUACACAAAAGCACGGCAUGUGCACCGAGAUAUCAAGACUAGCAAUAUUCUUCUCGACAAUAAACUCAGAGCCAAGAUUGCAGAUUUUGGACUAGUAAAGCUGGUAGAACGAACAAACGAUGAUGAUUUUAUAGCAACAAGGCUUGUUGGAACACCAGGCUACCUUCCCCCGGAAUCUGUGAAGGAGCUUCAGCUGACCUCAAAAACCGACGUUUUUGCAUUUGGAGUAGUUCUAGCAGAGCUAGUAACAGGGAAACCUGCUCUAUUUCGUGACAGCCAAGAAACCUGCAGAAUGAGAUCGCUCAUUUCUGUCAUCAAUAAAGUAUUUGAAGCUAAUGACCCAGAGAGUGCUUUAGAGGAUAUCAUAGACAAAAACCUUCGAGAUACCUAUCCUGUGGAGGAUGUCUUCAAGAUGAUAGAAGUAGCUGAAAGAUGCUUGCGUGAGGAACCAACAGAGAGGCCAGAAAUGAGGGAGAUUGUGUUGAUUUUGUCACAGAUUUUGAUGUCCUCCACAGAAUGGGAAGCAUCAUUAGGUGGAAACAGUGAAGUCUUUAGCGGCGUAUUUACUGGAAGAUGA
Molecule: messenger RNA, 1866 nt
Organism: Neltuma alba
Lineage: Eukaryota; Viridiplantae; Streptophyta; Magnoliopsida; Fabales; Fabaceae
Product: lysM domain receptor-like kinase 3
Exons: 10
Coding region: 1-1866 (621 amino acids)
Biological process (GO): protein phosphorylation; innate immune response
Molecular function (GO): ATP binding; transmembrane receptor protein kinase activity
Source: RefSeq, a predicted model, not a curated record